Molecule: messenger RNA, 5994 nt
Organism: Xyrauchen texanus (razorback sucker)
Lineage: Eukaryota; Metazoa; Chordata; Actinopteri; Cypriniformes; Catostomidae
Product: transcriptional activator MN1-like
Biological process (GO): regulation of DNA-templated transcription
Source: RefSeq, a predicted model, not a curated record
UUGCGCGCAGUGCUGAGCGCUUCAGGCAUCAGUAUGUGAUCUAUCAGUGAAUCGUUUCCAGCUGGAGUGGAGCAAAGCUCAAAACUGAUGCGAUUAGAAGAGGACUCUAAAUGUGCCAUCCGGAGUGUUGGCUGUAAUUGAAAUUGCUCGAUUGCGCGGAAAAUGAGAAGGACCGAUGGGACUGCGUUGCCAAGCAGCUCUGUCGUGGCGGGCUUUGGAUAGUGCCUGUACCGCUUGGAGCUCAAAAAGACGGUCGCACAAAGACGGGCGGUCAGGGUUUGCCUUUUAAUACACGGGACUUUCUUCUGCCUUUGACUUGGACUUCCUCACUUGUUCAGAUCAACCCAAGGGAACUAUUUAAUUACAACUCAUGCAAUUUUAAAGAAUCGAACGCAUUUUUAAAGGAAAGAGGAUAUCAAAUAAUAUUCUGUUCUGGAUUUCAUGUGGACGCAUGUUUCCCUGGAUCGUGUUGCAAUAUGCGUUUAAAAGGAUUUUUAAACAGAAAAUAAUAUUUACCUCACUUUGGACAUUUAACAGCGCAUUGGAAUUAUUAUCUGCGGACAAUUGUUUGACGGAACGUUCGAUAUAUUUUUAUAUGUGUCGUCAAAUUUGAUAAGGGUACUUUUGCGUUAAGGGGGAUCUUUUAAUCGCAGCCGUACUUUGCGGUGUUUUAGAACAAAUGUCUGGAUACAAAUAAGUUUUUGUGACUAAAUCAUAAGGACAGAACUAGCAUUUUCUGUUAAAUUCAGUUUUGGCUUAUUAUUAAUAAUAUUAUUGUUAUUAUUACAAUUAUUCUUAUUACAUUUUAUACUACUUCAACGCAAUACAUAUGAAGCAAAUUAUUUACUAGACCAUUAAUACUAUAGACCGCUUUUGUAGAGUAUUUUAUCUUACAUUUUUAUGUUCAUUUACAAUGGGCUUAUAAUAUUAGUUUUCAUCAAUGAAUUAUAAAUAACUCUGGUUCUCAACUACAAGCAUAUAUUUUUUUUAUUGAUGGCGAUAUCACAUUAUAUGAUUUCUUUCAUGUUUUUUACAUUUUACAUUACUUGAGUUUGCCAAAGGGGAAAAAAAUUAUAAAAUAAAAUAAACUGACCGAGACUGCAGACACUGCAGCGCACAGCCAGUCGAGCUGGCUGUCAUGCGGGAUUGAUUGUGGGAAGUAUGUUUGGGGUGGAACAGUUUGGUCCACAGAUUAAUAACAGAAAUUCUGGCCACACUGAGAAAAACUUUAACCAGCCAAGAUUGAGCAUGAGCUCCCAUUACAAGAGCCCUGGUUUUCAUGCUGGAGGCCCUCAAGGGACAGUUGAGCCUGGUAUGGGCCCACUUAAUGAGCCUCCUGUGAUAGAGAUAAACAUGAACAUGAAUGGAGGAGAACAGUAUGGUGGAUUCCAGCAAAGACACUCAGAACUGCAUGGAGGAAAUCUCCAGCAACAACAGCAGGCCUCGAUGCAUGGAUUUUUUAAUGCUCAACAACCUCAUAAUCCCCCCCAUGGCCAUCAAGCACAUUCACACCAACACCAUCAACACUUUGGGGGAAAUUUUGGGGGACCUGAACCUGGGCCCUCCUGCUUACAUGGUGGUAGGAUGAUGGGUUACAACAGUGGAAUGGGAUUCACAGAGGGAUUUGACCCUCUCGCUGAGGGACAGCCAGCAGACAGCUUCUCUCAGCAGCAGUCCCAGCAGCAGCAAAGGCCAGGCUCCAUGCCUGAAUUUCAGCACCAUGGACCCUCCAGUGGAAAUCACCCUGUCCCUGCUCCAUGUCUCCCCUUGGACCAAUCACCUAAUCGUGCUGCUUCCUUCCAUGGCCUUGCUUCAGCAUCCUCCUCAUCAGAAAGUCACAAUCUGGAGCCCAGGCGAAUGCCCCCACCAGGUGGUGUUGAAGGACUUGACUACAACUAUUCUAAUGAGCCCUCAUCUGGACAUUUUGAAGUGUCUGUUCUCCCCUCUGAAUCAGACUCUCAGCUUUCCCAUUUUGGGCCUGGGCGGCAGGUGCCAGGGCCCAUUUUUCCUGGAAACCCUGGCUUGUCUCGUGCUCCUGGAAUGCAGAGCAUUGCUAAAGGACACCCCCAUGCCCCCCCUCAGCAGCAGCAGCCCUCAGCACAGCACAGUGUGUUCUUUGAACGUUUUGGGGGUGGACGCAAAAUACCAGUGGGGAUAGAGCCCGGUGCCAGACAUCCUCUCAUGCAGCAGCCAGGCUUGAUUGGCCGACAGAAUACUUGCCCUCCAUCUCUCCCACGGCUCCCACAAUCAGAGACAGGGUCUGGUAAUGCCAGUAUGCAGGAGGGCGGUGUCAUGAUGCCUGGCCAGCAUAAUCAGUUUGAAUACCCUAUUCACAGACCAGAAAACAGAGGGAUGCAUAGUUAUGGCGACCCCAUGUUCAAUAUGCAGCAGCAGCCUCCCCCUCCUCAGCAGCCUUCCAAUCAAAGGCUGCAACACUUUGAUUCUCCUUAUUUAAAUAUGGCUAAAAGGCCCAGGUAUGAUUUCCCAAAUACCGCCCAUGGCAGCGAGAGCUGUGGCAAUUGGAACAGGGGCAUUCAUAACCCAUCGGGUUUGGAGAACCACCUCUCUCCAUCAGCCUACCCUGGCCUGCCUGGAGAUUUCACCCCCCCUGUGACGGAUGGAUUUCCACCAGGCCCAUCGCUGCAGCAUGCAGGGUCUGAGCAGCAGUCAAUGCAGCAACAACAGAACGCAGCAUUGAUAAUAAAGCAAAUGGCCUCUCGGAGUCAGCAGCAGAGAAUGAGACAACCUAAUCUGCAGCAGCUGGGCCACCACACUGAUGUUCCUCAAGGGACCCUGGGACAUGGAGGCCCUGUGGGAGGCAUGCCCCAAUCCAGUUUUGAAAGAGAGAAUGGUGGGAGAAUGAUGAACUUUGAUGGACGGAACCCACACAUGACUAUGGAGAGUGGGUGGUUUCCUGGGCCACAUCCACCCAGGGAAAUGCUAGGCCAUCGCAUGGGUCCAGGUGGAGAAGUUGGAGCUCAUGAUAUGCAUCAAAAUGGCCCUGGCAUGAUGUUCAGACCUGGUGUGAAUGGAUUGGGCUUGCAGGAGCCCAUGAGGAUUCCGGGGGAGGGGCACGUGCAACCUUUACAUUCACCUAACAUACACCCGCAGUUCAACAGUGGCAUGGGGAACAUUUCACAGAUGCAGUCACCCAGCACAGGUGUGGGCUUGCCCAAUACACCAUCAGAAAGGCACCCCAAUGAUUUUUCUGGGCCACCCAUUGCUGGUCCGCCCUCUUUUCCCUAUGGAGGCUCUAAUCGACAAGGAGCUCCCCACAGUAACUCUCAAGGGGUAAGCACUUCACCAGGAAGAUUUACAUCCCAGUCAGACUUUCCCACAAGCCAGCGUUCCUCAGUCAGCAAACUGGGGGGACUGUCCUUAGGGAAUUUUAGCAAAACAAGUGGCAAGGACAAUGUUUUUGGACAGAGCUGCCUGGCAGCCCUCUCUACUGCCUGUCAGAACAUGAUUGCCAGCCUGGGGGCCCCUAACCUCAAUGUGACAUUCAACAAGAAGUCUCAGGGAGAGGGGAAACGAAAGCUGAGUCAGACAGAGCAGGACAUGAAUAACAGCAUGGUUAAUGGCACCUGUAAUGCUGGUACCGAAUAUUUCCCAAGCAUUUCUGCCCCCCAUAGUGGGCAGAUGCCUAGUGCUGUAAAUAGCAACAUUAAACCAGCAGUUCAAAAUCAGACGGUGCAGGGGGAAGCCAGCACCCUCUCCCCAAAUUACAAUAUGGAUGCUAUCCCUUGCAGUGAGGGGAAAGCAGCAACAGGGAGUGGGAGAGGGAGAGGGAGGAGAAAAAGAGAAAGUGGCCAUGUAAGCCCUGGCAUUUUUUUCUCCUCCGACAACAGUAACCCUGUUGUAAGUCCUGGCCAGCAGGUGGCCCCAGGAGUCGGUGUGGGGGAGAGAAGUACAGGCACAUCACAAGACAAGCCCCACACCUCUCCCUCAUGGGGGAAAGGGGGUGACCUGAUGAUGGGAGAUCAGGCUGACCUUAUGUCAUCUCUUGACAGUGGCAUCCAGAGUGUAUCAAAGUCUAAUGGCUGUUCGCCUCACAUGGACUUUACUGAGGACAUUGUGACACAUUACGGCAAUGAGGAUGAGGUAUCAUCAAGCUCAGAUGCUGCAGCCUCUGUGAAGGCUGGCCGCAGCCCUCUGUUAGGCUCGCCCAAGUUGCAGAGGGAUAAUGGACUAGUAGUUGGGCAGAAAGGGCAAGGCAUGGGACUCUCCAACCACACUACCUCAACAUCGGAUGGCUUUGGUGGAAUAGGCCAACCAGGCACACCGGGUAUGGAGCAAGUCCGCACACCCUCCAGCAAUUCUGGCCAGGAUGAAAUUCACCCACUAGAAAUACUGCAGGCUCAGAUCCAGCUUCAGCGGCAGCAAUUCAGCAUUUCAGAAGACCAGCCUUUAGCUUUAAAAAAUAACAAAAAAGGUAGUGACUGCAGUGGGCAAAAUGGAGAUGGAGAGCUUGCUAGCUGUAGCCCAGAUGCUGGAAAGGGUAAUGUGGACACCAUUGAUCUGGACACACUCAUGGCUGAGCAGCAUGCCACCUGGUACGUGCCCAGUGACAAGUCUCUGCUUGAGGAUUCAGAGGAGGAGAAGUCUGUGCGUGUGUGGGAAAAAAAUAAGGCCCAGGGAACCAUCAAAGAAGAUGCUGAUCUCUCUCAAAGCAAAACCACGGGUGAAGCAGGUUCCUCAGGCACCACUGAAGGUGCGGAUUCUCAUCUCCAGUGCCUCUCCGUCCACUACACAGAUGAACUUGGGGAAUCGAAGGGACGCGGUGGGCCUGUCCCAUCCUGGCGUUCCCUUCACUCGGACAUCUCGAACCGUUUCGGAACCUUUGUAGCUGCGCUGACUUGAAGAUGGAGAACUUGAGAAAACGACCAGAAUGAAGAUAAUAAAACAAGACUUUUUUUAAAUGGAGGCAGACUAAAUCAGUGUUUCUUUGUCAGGAAAAUUGUUCCCUUUUUGUAGUAAACACAAAAAACUCGAGGACUAUCACACUGAACAUAUUGUAGGAUGGUAUAUGAAGGUUGGGAGAUAUAAGACUAGUUGAUGGUGUACCAGUACUGAUGCUAAUUUUCAAUCCAUACCUCAAUAUUCCUUUAUGUCUCUAUGCACUCUGUUAUGGCUAUUCUGUUCAUUCAUUAUCAAGUGUUUUAUACUUCACUCCUAGCCUUACCGUCUUAUUCUCUUCACUGGGGAUCUCAUUUCUUCUAUGUUAGAUAUAAUUGUUCCUUCUCCUUAUUAAAUGCUCCCAUUGCUGUAUAAAAUCUAGGGUCUUUUCCUGAAUUGGUAGACCUCCCCACCCUUGGGCCAGCUAGUUCUAUUGUCAUUGAGAGACAAUGGAGAGACACUUUGAAAUUUGGUCCUUGUGAGCAUGUUGCCUACUGGCUUCUUUUGGACCAAGAAGAGGGGGGUGAAUCCUUUUAGAUGAUGUUUCAGAGACAUUCAAUGAUGGCCAUGUCUUUUUAAGCCUUCUUAAAAUGGUCCAACCCCUUCCCCAGUCUAUCCAUACACCGUUACGGAUUCAUUCAUUACUUGUAUAUCAGGUUUACUGCAUCUUCCAUGUCUCGCUUUAGAUCAGUAUGCCCAUAGGAUAGUUUCAAGAACACCCGGAUGCUUCAACACUGGUAUGCCACACAGCUAAGAGAGGAAACCUUUCGAUGUUAAAUGGAUAACAAAUAGAAAACAGAAUAUUGGUAUUGCACAUGUAAAAUAGUUUUUUUUUUUCUUCUUGCUGUGUAUUAAUCUUGUACUCUUUAGAAAAAUCAGUUGACCUUGAAAACCUGAAUACAUUUUUAGAUGGAAGGUCAUUCUGGCAACUUUGAGAUUUACAGAGGUCAUUUUGUUUUCUUUUUGCCUUUUUUUUUCUUUGUUUCUUUUCAAUUUUUAAAGUAAUAUGUAAAGUGCAGUUGUCUGUUUUCCUGCAUAUUGUAUAUAUAUAUGUAUAUGUUUUAUUGAGUAACUAAAUAACAAUAAAUAUGACGUUAA